GUGCAAAACGGAUCUGUGCAUCAGAAGGAUGGGUUAAAUGAUGAUGACUUUGAACCCUACUUGAGUCCCCAGGCCCGGCCGAAUAAUGCAUACACUGCAAUGUCCGAUUCCUACUUACCAAACUACUACAGUCCCUCCAUUGGAUUCUCCUACUCCUUAGGCGAAGCUGCCUGGUCUACGGGGGGUGACCCACCCAUGCCCUACCUAACCUCUUACGGACAGCUGAGCAACGGGGAGCCUCACUUCCUCCCAGACGCCAUGUUCGGGCAGCCAGGGGCCCUUGGCAGCACUCCGUUUCUCGGGCAGCACGGCUUUAACUUCUUUCCAAGUGGGAUUGACUUUUCGGCUUGGGGGAAUAACAGUUCUCAGGGACAAUCCACUCAAAGCUCUGGCUAUAGUAGCAAUUACGCCUAUGCCCCUAGCUCGCUGGGUGGAGCGAUGAUUGAUGGGCAAUCUGCCUUUGCUAACGAGACUCUCAACAAGGCUCCUGGCAUGAACACCAUCGACCAAGGGAUGGCAGCUCUGAAGCUGGGCAGCACAGAUGUUGCAAGCAACGUCCCCAAAGUCGUUGGUUCGGCUGUCGGUAGCGGAUCCAUUACCAGUAAUAUCGUGGCAUCUAACAGUUUGCCUCCGGCUACUAUCGCUCCUCCAAAGCCGACCUCCUGGGCUGACAUCGCUAGCAAACCGGCUAAGCAGCAGCCCAAGCUGAAGACCAAGAAUGGCAUUGCAGGUUCAAGUCUUCCACCGCCUCCGAUAAAACACAACAUGGAUAUUGGAACUUGGGAUAACAAAGGGCCGGUGGCAAAAGCCCCGUCGCAGGCCUUAGUUCAGAAUAUUGGUCAGCAGCCAGCCCAGGUGUCCCCCCAGCCCGUGGGUCAGCAGAUCAGUACCAGCCCACCGGUGGCACAGGCUUCAAGCGGGCAGCAGCCCCAGCCGCUGCCCCCGCCGCCACCGCAGCCGGCCCAGCUGCCCGUGCCACAGCAGGCGGCUCAGCCCACCCGCUGGGUCGCCCCUCGUAAUCGCGGCAACGGGUUUGGUCAAAACGGAGUGGACGGUAACGGAGUGGGACAGUCUCAGGCCAGUUCUGGUUCUGCUCCUUCGGAGCCGCACCCGGUCUUGGAGAAGUUGAGAUCCAUCAAUAACUACAACCCCAAGGAUUUUGAUUGGAACCCAAAACACGGCCGGGUUUUCAUCAUUAAGAGUUACUCUGAGGACGAUAUCCACCGUUCCAUUAAAUAUAACAUCUGGUGCAGUACAGAGCACGGCAACAAGAGACUGGAUGCCGCCUAUCGCUCCAUGAACGGGAAGGGCCCCGUUUACUUACUGUUCAGUGUCAACGGUAGUGGUCACUUCUGCGGAGUAGCAGAAAUGAAAUCUGCUGUGGACUAUAACACGUGUGCGGGUGUGUGGUCCCAGGACAAGUGGAAGGGACGUUUUGAUGUCAGGUGGAUUUUUGUGAAGGACGUUCCCAACAGCCAGCUGCGGCACAUCCGCCUAGAGAACAACGAGAAUAAACCAGUGACCAACUCCAGGGACACUCAGGAGGUGCCUCUGGAAAAGGCUAAGCAGGUGUUGAAAAUCAUUGCCACCUACAAGCACACCACCUCCAUCUUUGAUGACUUCUCACACUAUGAGAAACGCCAAGAAGAGGAGGAAAAUGUUAAAAAGGAACGCCAAGGCCGUGUCAAGUAAAAAAGGCCAUUCCUCCCCCAGAGACUGCAGCAGAGGUUGCAUCCCAGCUAUCUUUCUGAGAGCGAAAGAAGGAGCAAAAAAA
Molecule: messenger RNA, 1774 nt
Organism: Charadrius vociferus (killdeer)
Lineage: Eukaryota; Metazoa; Chordata; Aves; Charadriiformes; Charadriidae
Gene: YTHDF2
Product: YTH domain family, member 2
Exons: 3
Coding region: 100-1692 (530 amino acids)
Biological process (GO): mRNA destabilization
Cellular component (GO): cytoplasm
Molecular function (GO): mRNA binding; N6-methyladenosine-containing RNA reader activity
Source: RefSeq, a predicted model, not a curated record